AUGAGGGCACGGGAGGACUCUCCGGCCCGCCCCAACGCCGCCACCCCCAUCGUCGCCGCCGGAGCGGACGCUGCCAUCUCCGCCGCCGCCGCCGUCUCCGCCACCGCCGCUGUCUCCGCCGUCGCCACUAGGGCCAGCGCCACCAUCUCUGCCGCUGCCAUCGUCUUCGUCGUCGCCGCCGAAGCAGGAGCUACCGUCUCCACCACCGCCGCCGUUUCCACCGCCGUCGCUGCCACCUCCGUGACCAACGCGCUGGACGCUGACGCCUUCCCCACCGGCUCCUCCUCUGCCUCAUCGUCAAGGUUUAUCACCUCGCCGAACGGAGGAACCCUAGGGACGGUACCUUGUCCCGCGGGGUCAGCUGCGGGGGCAGAGGGCGGAAUAGGGGUCGGCCAAGGCUCCGUGCCCGACUGCGGCACCCUUUCUAUAGCCGCCGCCGCAGAGGCCGCCUCCGCAGGAGGCACCACAGCCUCUCCAAUGACACCCCCACUCGCUCCGGGCGGGGCCAUGGUUGGCCCCGCGGAGGCGGUCGACACCCGGAGCGCCUUCUUCGACGCCAGCGGCGGGACGAAGUCUCGAGGAGCAGCACUGCCAGACAAUGACAACUUCAUCAAAAGCAGCUCGAUGCUACGAAAGGAAUAA
Molecule: messenger RNA, 642 nt
Organism: Setaria italica (foxtail millet)
Lineage: Eukaryota; Viridiplantae; Streptophyta; Magnoliopsida; Poales; Poaceae
Product: predicted GPI-anchored protein 23
Exons: 1
Coding region: 1-642 (213 amino acids)
Source: RefSeq, a predicted model, not a curated record